GCGUUGACUGUCACCAUUGGAUCUACUUAUACUGUUAUUUAAAAUCUUAAGAACAUCAAUUUUCUCGAAGCGCUGCUGUUCCGUUUCAUCAAACACUUCAUCUGCGUUGCCAUUGCAUCACUUUGUCCUAAAAGCCAAGGAGCCCAAUACUCAAUAGAUCUCAACUCCAUAACAAACCUAAACCACCCGCGCCACCAAAACAACGAAGGCCAACGGAGGAGCAAGGGUGGUGUCCUUGCGCUGCCGCAGAGGACACAGAAACUGUAGGCUCCGUCAACCGUCUCCAACUGCCAGAAAUCAAAGAACCUUAUCAAAGUACUUUCAGAGGAUCUGGUUUUGGAUAACUGUCUGAGAUUGGUAUAGAUUAGUUCAUUUGGACAAAAGACAGUGGAACAGUAGAAGAUAUAUAGGAUGAAAGCCCUCAGAAAGGAAAACGAAAUAGUAGUUUGUGGCAUGCCAAAGGAAGGUAUAAAAAGUGCUACGAAUACUGAGUCAACUGUAUUAGAUGAAGCAAACAGUGGCAGACAAGUUUCUCGCCGUGUGAGGAAAUUUUCUGUUUCUACCAGAAAUAAAAGAAAAAGGCGAAAAACUUUGCGGAUUUCUUUAGUUGGACCGUCAACUGUAUCUUUGAAGAAAAAGCUUAUUGUUCUUGAUCUAAAUGGGCUUCUUGUGGACAUUGUUUCUCCUCCUCCAAAGGAUCGUAAAGCAGAUGCAACCGUAGGAAGUAAAGCACUAUUCAAGAGGCCCUUUUAUCUUGACUUCCUGAACUUCUGCUUUGAGAAGUUUGAAGUGGCUAUAUGGUCUUCAAGAACCAGGAAAAGGAUCGAUUAUGUCAUUAAUUAUUUGAUGGGAAAUAUGAAACAAAGGUUACUUUUUUGUUGGGAUCUUUCUUAUUGUACUAAAACAAGUUUCAAAAGUCUCGAAAACAAGUACAAGCCAUUGGUUUUUAAAGAUUUGAGGAAAAUUUGGGAGAAGUACGAUUCCCGUCUUCCAUGGAAGAAUGGAUACUAUAAUGAAUCAAAUACAUUGUUGUUGGAUGAUUCUCCAUACAAGGCAUUACUUAAUCCUCCAUGCAACUCCGUGUUUCCGCACACAUUCAGCUUUCAGAAUCAGAGCGACAAUUCACUAGCUGCUGGAGGUGAUCUGCGAGAAUAUCUGGAUGGAUUGGCAAAUGCUGAAAAUAUACAGAAGUAUGUGGAGCAACACCCAUUUGGUCAAAGUGCUAUCGAUGAAAGAAGUCAAUCUUGGAACUUUUACAGCAAGGUUCUCGAUAGUCUUUCUACCUGUCAACCUGAAAAGUGAAAAAAAAAAUCCAAAUAAAUGGAUCAGUAGUCUUCUCCUUUAAUUUUUCUCAUCACAGCAGUUGUUUUCCCAUUCUUUAACGUUAGAACAUCUUACAAAACAUUUUUUAUAUCGAAGAACAGCUGUAACAGCAAGAGGGCUAUAGAAUUGAAAGGAAUGAGUGAGACUUCAAAACUGAAGUAGUUUGUUUACCAUUGAUUUAAUUGUUUUUCAAUUCUUACACACUCGCUAUAUUUA
This is a messenger RNA of Vigna angularis (adzuki bean), 1539 nucleotides long. RefSeq lists its product as uncharacterized. The transcript has 9 exons. Bases 412 to 1302 code for a protein of 296 amino acids. Gene Ontology annotation, molecular function: phosphoprotein phosphatase activity. The record is from RefSeq and is a predicted model, not a curated record. Lineage: Eukaryota; Viridiplantae; Streptophyta; Magnoliopsida; Fabales; Fabaceae.